This is a messenger RNA of Cladocopium goreaui, 4134 nucleotides long. Lineage: Eukaryota; Dinophyceae; Suessiales; Symbiodiniaceae. The record is from the annotation of a GenBank genome assembly.
AUGUCUGUUUCACAGGCGCUUGGACAAGGUCUCCCUGCGCAUUGGACACUCGAGGCGCUAGAAAAGCGAGUUCAAGCUCUCUUGGACAGCUACCUGUCAUCGGCAAAGUCUGCGGAUGCGAUCAAGAGCUUCAAGGAUUUUGCAGCGGAAACUCCUGGUUUCUUCGAUGAGGUGGUUGUUUGUGCUCUGCGAACAGCAUUGGGUUGCAAAGAGAAGCAGCGGAAAAUGGUCACAGACCUGCUGGGGCUUUUGUACAAGGAGCAAGUUCUCGACCGUUCUUCCUUGGUUCGGGGCUAUGCCACACUAAUUUGUACCUGGCAGGCGCUGGCAAGCACCAAGGGCGGUGAAUCCUCGGUGUAUCUCGCGGAGAUGCUGCUAACCUGCAUCAGAAGCGGGUACAUUGCGGAAGAAUUUCUAACUAGGUUGCCUGAAGGCUUUCUGACGGCGGUGCUUCGCGAUGAGAGGGCGAAGGACACGAAAGAGCUUGAAAAGGCAAGAGAUCGAUUGCAUCACUUCAAGCAAGGGAUCGAGGAUAAGAAGCUCUUGGAGACACCUCUUCCUCAUAUUGACCAAGCCUUCUCGGUCAUGAAGGAACAGGCGAUGCCUGACUGCCGCCACGAGUUUGUGAAGCGUGGGCUUGCUGCUUCUCUGGACUGGCCUCCUGCCUUGCGCCGAAGGUGCUUGGUGCUGAUGGGCCAGCUCGUAGAGAAGGCUGGCAUCCUCACGAAAGAGGACUUCCAAUGGGGAGUGCUGAAUCUGCUGGGACAACUGGAGGACCUCACGCUGGAUUGUCCAGACGUUGCAAAAAUCGCAGCGGAGCAUCUCCGUGGGCUUUUGGCCAAGGACCUUCUGACGACCAAUUUUGUGCUCAGGUGUAGAAUGCUCCACAUCGGCGGGGAAGCUGGACUCAAAGUUUUGGGUGAUGCGUUGGAGCCUGCUUCCGCAGCACCCGUCAAUCUCAGCAAGGUGGCAAAGGCCAUCGAAGCAAGUCGACAAGAUGCAGAUGCGCCGGGGGAGGAGCCCUCCAAAGAAUCGCCCGAGGAUUCCAAGGAAAAGGAGGAACCCAAGGAGGGCAAGGAUGACAACGACUCUGACGCUAAAGAAGUGAAGCAGAAUGGAAUCUCCAAGGAUGACUCGAAGGAAGAUCCAAAGGCCCACGGUCCUGGUGCCAAUGGCUUGACCGCCAAAGCUGGGGGCGGGCGGCUCUCUGGUGGCAUUUCUCUGCGUCCUGGUGGCGGCUUGAGGCACUGGGAAGGUGUUGGAAGGCCGGGUGGUGGCCUUUCAGGAGGCAUUGGCCUCUCAGGGGGCAUCAAUGGCCUCUCCCUUCGACCUGGUGGAGGAGGAGUUAACCUUAGUGCUCCUGUGCGAGAGUCCACAGCGGGCUCUGGUGGCGGCACCACCGCUUCGUCGGGGUAUCCACAGGAGGCACUUCUUUUGGCAGAUGCCAAAGCGCUGGUGUACGUAAGCUUGGAAAGAGAAUUCGACAAGGACAAGGUGGAUGUGGUAAUUGCUCCGGCAGCUUUGCACCUGGGUCAUGUGAAGUCUCCUUUGGAGGCCUUGGGCAUGCAGGACAUGGAGGUUUGCUAUACCCUGAUUGGUCACUCUGAGCGCCGCAGCAAGUAUGGUGAGACUGAUGAGGACACUGCAACCAAGGUGGAGAAGUGCCAGGCUGCUGGGCUCAAGGUGCUGUUCUGCAUCGGAGAUCUGUUGGAGGAGCGUGAGGCUGGCAAGACGGAUGAGGCAGAGGAGACCUCAGGUGGCCGCGCUUACAUCGAGGCAGCGCUGAGGAGCAUCAAGGAGCUGAUUGCAAAGUCCAACAUCGACGGUUUCCUCGUGGCUUCCUUCAUCUUUCAAGGAGAUCGUCACCGCUGCGCAGGGAUGAGCUUAGGCGAAGAAGCCUCCAGCACCAGCAGCUCCAAAGGAACUUGCUGCAUUGUGCUGUUGCAAUUAGUCUUUGGAGACUCCGUAGCAAUAUGUAGCACUCAUUUGUACAUGUUCUGCUGCUUUGGUUCAGAACUUCCGACCGGUUCCAGAGCGGUCCAGCCACAGAGCAUGACGCCUGAACCGACGAGCAUGACGCCUGAACCGAAGUUCACUGGGGUGGCGGACUCUGAAGCUGAUGUUGAGACUCGGGCAGAGACCACCGACAGCAUCCGCGAGAAAGACAGUGACAUGAAGGAUGCAGAAAUGGGGCUUGAUAUUCCAGCAGAAACUGCAGAGCCAGCACCGACGCGCAUCAUGCUUUUGGUGAUGCUCAGCAUGUUUCAGGGCUACGCAUCAAUGGUUGGCCCUCUUCAGUCAGCAUACAAGCAUGAGCUGGGAGUGAAGCACGGCACAGCCAAUGCCCAUGUUUUUACCCAGGCUGCUGUGGGUGUCCACUACGGCAAGCUGAUUGCCAGACUGGGCCACAAUGUCUUCUUCGCUUGCCUCAGCCCACGGACGAGAGUGAUGAUUGCCAUGGUCUUUAUGUUUGUGGGUGUGUUGAUCCCAUCUCUACUGGUGUUCACCUUGAAGUGGCACUGGGUCUACUCGGUCUUUGUAGCUUACAUGCUAUCAGGCUUAGGGCUUGGCAUCUUCGAAGUGACCUUCCUGAGUGUGAUCACACCCCUUGGAAGGCCCACCAAGUCCUGGGCCAUUGUGGGGGCCCCUGCAGGCUUUGCGACCAUCAACAUCUUGGGGCUCACAUUGAAUUCUUUCAGCAUGCCUGUUGUGUACAUCUACUGGUACAUCGUGGCUUGCUUGCCUUUCGGCUUCUACAUCUUCUGGCAAUUCGCUCCACGUGACAAGACAGAACUGCGGACAGCCAACUUCGGAGCAUCCCUGCGACAGGCAUGCAGCUGGAUGCCCAAAAUGAUACCAUUCUUUGUGGCGCAGUUUCUGAGCCACUUUGCCAUGGAGAACUGGCCUGCCAUUUUCUACAUGUUCCAUCCACCAAAGGUGCCGCUGUUUGACCCCAAGAGCGAUCAGCACCUGAUGGACUGGGGACAGUUCUUUGCCAUCACCUACAUCUUCAUUUUCCUUGGUGACUCCAUCAGUCGCAGGAUUGCGAUCUACAUCUCGACACCUUCAGUGAAGAAGAGGCUGCUCUUUCUCAGUGGUGCAAUGCUCUGCAUCAUCGCAGGUCUCUACUUGGAAUCUUUGGCCAUUGCAAUCCUGAUCCCCAUUGCCAUCUUUUUGAUCUUUUGGGGAAACGGCACCAUCUAUGGCCUUACAGCUCAUCAUGUAGAUAAACACGUGCCUGCAGAGCACAACCUCGCAUCGUACUCUUGCUGGUGCUUCAUUGGCGAUUUGGGCGCCAUCCUUGGGGGGAUCUUGGUGGAGAAUACACAUGACCUGUUCUGCCAGGGCCACAAGGGAGCCAGUGCAGAAUCCCCUUUCAGACGGCUGGGAGUAAAGAGGCAAUCACACGCAUACGAGUAUCAAAGUCUCGAUGACUGGCGCCAAGAUGCUGCGGAGCAUCAAAACGCGAAACAGAAAUCGCAAAAAGGAGACGCAGGCAAAGGAGGCAAAGGAAAAGGCGAUGCUGGUAGAAGGUCGGGUCGAGGAGGCCGGAGGGACGAUGAGGACGACGAGAUUGAGGAACAACUUAAAGUCUCCGAAAACUCUUGGGCUGCUCAGCAAGCCAAGAGACAGGAUAGGAUCCGAACAGCCAGUGAGGUGACAACAGGUGAAGAGGAGCAAGACAAGGAGAUUGCUCGGAGAAUGAAGGGCAUCCUCAACAAGCUCACUCUUGAAAAGUUUGAUGAUUUGACCAGGCAGCUUUGUGAGUGUGGCAUCUCAAAAGAGGCGCACCUCAAGUUGCUUGGCACAAAGAGACAGCCGGCUGGCCUGGCCUUGAGGAUCCUGAUGACAGAAGUCUUUGAAAAGGCGACGACCCAACAUCAUUUUGUUGAGAUGUACACAAGUCUCUGUGUGCACUUCAACGACUGGUGCUCCGAGCACCUGAAGGUCGGGAAGUUCAAGCCUGUCCUCCUUCAGCAGUGUCAGGAAUCCUUUGAAGCCAACCUGAAAGAUCCGCCAAAGGAAAUGUCUCCAAAGAAAAAGGCCAGUGCCAGCAGGGAAGAAUUGGAAGAGUACGAAGAGAAGAGACAAAGAUAUCGCCUGCGAGCUGGGAACUCAUUGGAAGGAAUUUGA